Messenger RNA from Polyodon spathula (Mississippi paddlefish), 1103 nucleotides. RefSeq names its product eukaryotic translation initiation factor 4E-binding protein 3-like. NCBI's taxonomy places the organism in Eukaryota, Metazoa, Chordata, Actinopteri, Acipenseriformes, Polyodontidae. The transcript has 3 exons. Gene Ontology annotation, cellular component: cytoplasm. Gene Ontology annotation, molecular function: eukaryotic initiation factor 4E binding. Gene Ontology annotation, biological process: negative regulation of translational initiation. The record is from RefSeq and is a predicted model, not a curated record. The coding region runs from base 283 to 621 and encodes 112 amino acids.
GUGGGGCCCAGUGUUGUUGUUGGUGUUGCAGAGCAGUCUGUGUACGCGCCCUGCUGUAGCGUAGCUCGGUAGUUCAUUUAACAGUAAGGGAAGCUGAUUAGCAUAGUAAGAAAUUGGAAGGGUUUGCAAACAUUUUAAUAUCAUAACUUGAUCCUGCAAUACACUCCUAUACCGUAACGCAGGUUUUGUUUAUACGUUGUAUGUCAGAAGUAAGUCUUUUUUUUUUUUGUAAAAAGAAAAAAUAAAACUAUUUCUGUGUGUGAAGACCUCUGAAUAACCAGCAUGUCUGCAAACUGCCAGCAAAGGAAGAGCUGCCCUAUUCCGACCCGAGUUGUUCACGUGAAAGACUGGACCCAGCUCCCGGACCGCUACAGCUCUACGCCGGGAGGAACCCUGUUCUCCACUACGCCAGGAGGGACCAGGAUCAUUUACGAGCGCAAGUUUCUCCUGGAGUGCCGGAACUCUCCGCUCGCUCGGACUCCCCCCUGCUGCCUGCCACAGAUCCCGGGGGUGACUGUGCCGCAGCAUCCCCGCCUGUCCAAGCUGGAGGAGCUGAAAGAGGAGGAGCCUGACAACGACCUGCCAGCUGACGAAAGUGACCAGUUCGAAAUGGACAUGUGAAGAGCGAGCCAGCCAGCCGGCAGCGAAGGAGGAAAUGCUUCCUGUUUUUUAAAGGUUUUUUUCUGGUGUCUGAAGCAAACUUUUUAUUUUUAUUUUUGAUGCUCCAAGUGGAGUAGGACUGUUCCUGAAGGAGUAACCAUGUUGUAGGAUAUAGUGUUUGGAGCUGGUAGGGAAUUUGGUUAAUUUUCUUUUAAAACACUGCUUUUAACGCAGUCAUUUUGUAUCAUUGUUACUUUUUUUUUUUUUAAACAAAAUAUGUAUUUGAUACAUUCGAGUUUACAAAAACACACAGUGUUUACGCUAGUCUUUAAUUAAAGCGUAAUGGCUGUUAACAUUUGUUUUGUAAAUCUUUAAAACAGUCCAGGGUGGGGGAUGCUGGUGUUCACAGCUCCUGUUGUGAAGCCAGUCGAGUUUUGUUUGUGUGCAGUAAGUUGCUGCUGAGAAGUCUGGGAGCUUGGUGUUUAAUAAAAGAUUGAAACAUC